GACACGAGCAACCAAACUGGAAGUCAACAAAAUGAGCGACUACAACACGUAAUGCAUCUUAAGACCACAACUUGACGGGUUGCUAAGGCGAUCAACAAUUGCAUUUUCUCUGCUUGGACUUUCGCUUUUCUUUGCUCCUCUCUUCAUUGCCUAAUCCUCCCAAUUUUUCUAUUAUUUUUCCUUGGGACUUUGAUUGUUGAUUUUCACAUUGCUCCCUUUGCUCUGCUUCCCUUGAGAGAGCUCGCUUCAAUGUCUGAGAUUACAUGCGCGAACCCAUUGCUCCUCCAAUGGGUCAAGGAAUGGUGGGAUAAAGCGCGGCAGCAGAAUUCCAAAGGUGUUACGACCUACAAACAUGCCUACGACUCGCUCAAGGCCUGUCCCAUCACCUUCGAGCAUCCCUCAUCGCUGCAGCAGUUGAAAGGAUUCGGGCCGAAACUCUGCGAGCGGCUUACUGAGAAACUGCGCGACUACUGCGAGGAGAAUGGCCUGCCCAUGCCGACACAUCCAAACAGGAAAAAGCGAGCCAAAAUAUCAGCAGCUCUCCGUUUGAACGAGCAAGAGGAUGACGAGCCUCCCCGGCCGGCUAAGAAGCCAAGAAAAGCAAAGGCAUAUGUGCCCGCCUAUCGCACAGGAGCAUAUGCGAUUGUAUUCGCUCUCUCGGCCUUGGGGGAGAACAAUGCCGGCCUGAGCAAAGCUGAGCUGAUAGAGGCGGCUCAGCCGCACUGCGAUGCGUCGUUCACAGCACCGUCGGAUCCCACAAAGUUCUACACGGCCUGGGUAUCGAUGAAGACCCUGGAGCAGAAAGAGCUGGUGUAUACUCGCGGCCGGCCCCUGAAGCGGUACUGUCUGACUGACGAGGGCUGGGAAGUCGCAAAGAGGAUUCGGGAGACUCUUGCUUCUCAGACCGGAGAUGCAAAUCUGCGCACCGUAGCAGCAGCGGGGUCCGCAGCACCCAGCAGGGCAGCUCCAUUGAGAGACGCGCCUGCUCUGCCCGCCGCCGGUUCGGUCAUUGUCCUAGACGAUGAAGAUGACGAACCGGCCCCACGAGAAGCUAGCAAAUCGGAGUUUAAGGACGUCGUGGCAGAUGGCAACGUUGAUGCGGACGAUUCCAAUCUCCCUUCAUUCACUCCCAUCACCUUGACUCCUGGCUCAUUCACGGUCGAGCUACUUCUCGAUAACCGGGAGAUCAGGGCGAAGACGGAUCGAGACUACAUGCAGCAGGAGCUCGCGAAACGUGGAGUCACACCUACGGUGCGUUCUUUGGAGCUGGGUGACGCCCUGUGGGUCGCUAGAUGCAAACGGCCUGGCUGGUUGGCCAGUCAGGGCGCAGAGGGCGACGAGGUGGUUCUCGACUGGAUCGUUGAGCGUAAGAGAUUGGAUGACCUUCUCGGGUCGAUCCGGGACGGCCGCUUCCACGAGCAGAAGUUUCGACUGCGGCGUUCGGGGGUGAAGAACGUCAUUUACCUGGUCGAAGAAAUCAGCAUGGACGCGACAUACUUUCAGAAGUGGGAAGAGUCAGUCCAAUCGGCAAUCGCGUCAAUGCAAGUAGUUAACGGCUACUUUGUGAAGAGGACACAAAAAAUGGAUGACACCAUCGCGUACCUGACGGCCAUGACGAAGAUGCUCAAGACGGUCUAUGAGGGCAAGACAUUGAGCGUGAUCCCGACCAAGGUUCUGACGGCAAAGAAUUAUCUCCCUUUGAUUAAGCAUCUCCGGGAGACCCAGCCAUCGUCAAGUCAUCACAUCAGCUAUCCCGCCUUUGCAUCCCUAGCCUCCAAGUCGGAGCUCAUAACACUGCGAGACCUUUUCCUGAAAUUCCUAAUGUCGACAAAGGGAAUCACGGGCGAGAAGGCCAUCGAGAUACAAAAGCUAUGGAAGACUCCGAACGAGUUUGUCAAGGCUUUUGAGCGAUGUGGCUCCGGCGAGGAGGGGAGAAGACGCAAGAUUGAUCUUGUUUCGUCUCACCUAGGCCACUUGGUUGGAAGAAAUAAAAUAACCAAGGCUGUCAGCCAGAAGCUGGCAGAGGUUUGGGGUGACGCAUAGCGUAUGGAGUACCGGUCCUGGGAUGGGAAAGAUUCUUAAGCUUAGAUUCAUGGCGCCAGCCCACGAACAGCCUUUAUUACCCACCAUCAGUUGAACAUCUUUUCUGGACACUAAGCCGAUCUCUUCGCGACAGCCGUUUCCACCAUCUUCUGAAGCAAGGGAAUAGCCCCUCCACUCUCCGCCCCCAAUCCCGCCAAG
Molecule: messenger RNA, 2241 nt
Organism: Canariomyces notabilis
Lineage: Eukaryota; Fungi; Ascomycota; Sordariomycetes; Sordariales; Chaetomiaceae
Exons: 1
Coding region: 250-2043 (597 amino acids)
Biological process (GO): double-strand break repair via break-induced replication; resolution of meiotic recombination intermediates; mitotic intra-S DNA damage checkpoint signaling
Cellular component (GO): nucleus; Holliday junction resolvase complex
Molecular function (GO): DNA binding; crossover junction DNA endonuclease activity; 3'-flap endonuclease activity
Source: RefSeq, a predicted model, not a curated record